Anastrepha ludens (Mexican fruit fly) is the source of this 1005-nucleotide messenger RNA. Its product is annotated as jerky protein homolog-like. Gene Ontology annotation, molecular function: DNA binding. The transcript has 2 exons. Gene Ontology annotation, cellular component: nucleus. NCBI's taxonomy places the organism in Eukaryota, Metazoa, Arthropoda, Insecta, Diptera, Tephritidae. Bases 1 to 1005 code for a protein of 334 amino acids. The record is from RefSeq and is a predicted model, not a curated record.
AUGCCAAAUAAACGUAAGAAAAAUACUUUGUCUUUGGAAACCAAAGUGCAGAUCUUGGAAAAGCUUGACCAAGGUAUUCAAGGGAAGCGGUUAGCCCUAGAAUUUGAUGUGGCGCCAUCUGCAAUCACCUAUAUCAAAUCUAUGAAAUCAUCAAUUUUAAGCGCUGUUUCUAAUACCUAUCAUAAGGCUAACAAAAAAUCAUUGCAUAUCGCUGAAUAUCCAAAAAUGGAAGCAAGUCUUUAUGAGUGGUUUUUAAAUAAACGCGAAAAAAAGUGUACAUUAACUGGGCCAAUACUAAAGGAGAAAGCCACACAAAUAUUCAAAGUGGAAUAUCCCGAUAAAGAUGAAAGUACAUUUAGCGCAAGUGAUGGAUGGUUUAGCAAAUUUAUAAAACGACACGGAAUACGUUUUUUAAAAAUUUGUGGCGAGAUUCUUUCUAGUGAUGUUGCUUCAGUCACCCCGUUUAUUCACAGAUUUCGUGCAAAAGUCGAUGAGAUGGGGCUAAAGGAGUCACAAAUAUAUAAUGUAGAUGAAACCGGAUUAUUUUACCGUUGUUUACCUGACAAAACAUACUUCUCUCUUUUCGAGAAAACCGCCCCCGGGUAUAAAAUCCAGAAGGAACGAAUUUCAGUGUUACUUGGUGUAAAUGCUGAUGGAUCACAUAAAUUAAUGCCAUUAGUAAUUGGAAAAGCAAAAAAACCAAGAAGUUUCCAAGGAUUCAAUAAUCCACUCCAUUACAACUUUUCAAAAAAUGCUUGGAUGACAUCUCAGAUUUUUCAUGAUUGGUUUCACAAGAUAUUUAUUCAUGAGGUGAUUCGUUUCUCUCAGGAAAAUAAUUUGCCUCCGAAGGCAAUUUUGCUAAUUGACAACUGCUCUGCUCAUGCACCAAUUGAGAAACUUCAAAGCGACGAUGGAAAUAUAAUUGCAUUUUUCGUUCGACCAAAUGUGACAGCAACUUUACAACCAAUGGAUCAGAAUCCUAUUAAGUUAACCAAGCUAAACUAG